UGGUAGAACCGCUAGCGGUGAACCCAUGACUAUCUAAUCGUUUACCUUGAAGAGAAGAAUAUAUAUUUAAAAGAUUUCUCAAGAUGUAUGCACUUCUGAGCCGUAUCUACACGGCCUUCAAUCCGCCAAAAGUAGAAAAGGCCGAUGGUGCCAUCAGAUUCGGCGUGUUGGGAGCUGCUAAGAUUGCGCCCCUGGCUAUUAUCACCGCAGCCGCAUCACAUCCAGAGGUCAUUGUUCAGGCCAUCUCAGCUCGGGACCGGGCCCGUGCCGAGGAGUUUGCGAAGAAGCACGGGAUUCCCGACGUGAGAGACACGUACCAGGACAUCAUCGACGACCCCAACAUCGACGCCAUCUUCAUCCCGCUGCCGAACAGCCUGCACUACGAGUGGGCCGUACGGUCGAUCCGCGCCGGCAAGCACGUGCUGCUCGAGAAGCCGUCGGUCAACAAUGAGGCCGAAGCCUCGGUCCUCUUCAAUCUGCCGGAGCUUUCGCGGCCCAGCAGAGCCCCCGUGAUACUGGAGGCCUUCCACAGCCGGUUCCACCCGGCGGUGCACAAGUUCCUGUCGUUCGUCAGCCCGGCGGACGUGGUGCACGCGCACACGGACACGAUGGUGCCGUGGUGGCUGACGGCGCCGGACAACAUCGAGUUCAACUACGCGAUGGGCGGGGGCAGCCUGAUGCAGCUGGGGACGUACAACGUGGCGAUGCUGCGGAUGAUCUUCGGGGGCGAGGCGGACGAGUGUGUGGGGUGCUCGGUCGGGGUGCUGGGCGACGGCGUGCACGACCGGUGCGACGCGGACUUCCGGGCGUCGUUCCGGUUCCCGAACGGUGGGGUCGGCGAGGCGACGUCGACGCUGCGGGGCCCGCUGUUGUGGAAGCCGAGCGAGGCCCGCGUCACGCACAGGGAGGUCGUGGUCUCCGACGACGACGACGACGACGAUAAUGACAAGAUACCUGCCGCUGGCCAGGAAAAGGUGCGGACGCGUGUGGUCACGAUGCACGGUUUCAUGCACGCCAUCGUAUGGCACCGCAUCGACGUCAGCGAUUCGUAUGUGAUCCGCGACAAAGCUGACCGCCGUCCCAUCAAGAGCUGGGUCGAGUCUUCCUCGCACAAGGCCUACACUUUCAAGGAGGCCGGUGGCGAGUUUGCUGACAUUGCUGGCGAGCCGUGGUGGAUGUCCUAUCGUUUCCAGCUUGAGGCGUUUGUGAAUCGGGUCAAAGGCCGGAAGACGCAGUACUGGAUCUCUGGAGAGGACUCUAUCGACCAGAUGAAGAUGGUUGAUAUGGCCUACAAGAAAAGCGGGCUAGGACUGCGGCCAACGAGCGAAUUCCAGUAACUUGACCCGCGAAUGUUUCAGGGGUGAUAAGUGGGUUAUCAUAGUCUGUUCCAAGAACAAUUCACUUCAAUUGUCAGGGAUCAGUUGAAUAUCAUGUCAGCUUUUCAUGUUUUGAUUGUG
Messenger RNA from Truncatella angustata, 1457 nucleotides. RefSeq names its product putative oxidoreductase. The record is from RefSeq and is a predicted model, not a curated record. The coding region runs from base 84 to 1337 and encodes 417 amino acids. Gene Ontology annotation, molecular function: nucleotide binding. Lineage: Eukaryota; Fungi; Ascomycota; Sordariomycetes; Amphisphaeriales; Sporocadaceae. The transcript has 3 exons.